UACUAAUACUUGAACUAGAAGGCUCAGAGCAGAGCUUCAGAGUUCAUAUAGACAAUUUUUGCAGAUAUUGGAAGAAUACUUAAUGAGGAAGGCAACCAGCUAAAUUUAUGAAUUUAUUUAUUUAUUUUAUUUGGUGUUUUUUAUUGAAUGAAUAAGUCCGCUAAAGAAACCUCAGCAAGCUGGGUAGCAUGGAAGUUAAACAAACAAAUAAGAUACUGAAAGCCGUAGAGCAGGGGAACUAUCUUUGGUAACUUUAUGUUUUGAAUUCUGGAAGUUAAAGUCCACAGGUCUUAAAGUUACCAAGAUUGGUGCUUGAAAAAUUAGUCCUUAUAUAUAUAGCACUCCCAAGGCUCGAAUCCUGUGCCUGUUUCUUUAUCUUCUGUUUUAGGAGACCUUCCAUUUCUCAAAAUAGGUUUUUUUACAUGUAUGUUCUUAGCAAAAUAAAUUUGGCCACUUGCUCUUUGCUUCUGACUUUGUCAGCUUUUUCCUUUCCCAUCAGGUAAAGGCAGUCCUGAUUAUUUGCAGGUUCCAUAUUUGAAAAUUCAUUUAUUCCCAAAAAUGUAUUAGUAAUCCUAGAAUUAGUACGUGAAUUGACCUUUGCUGUCCCAGAAAAAAAAUUUGUUCCUUAUAUGCCUAAAUAUAAAGUGCUUUCUCAUAUUUUUUUACAGCCUCUAAAUAUAUUUUUUGAUAGUGAAAAUUGCAUAAAAAUAGGUGAUUUUGGAUUGGUAACAUCAGGUGUAAAUGAUGUUUCAGUAGAACGGACAAUGAACAAGGGAACUAGGAGUUACAUGGCACCUGAGCAGGAAGGGUGCAAUUAUGGCAAGGAAAUAGAUCUCUUUUCAUUAGGAUUGAUUUUUUAUGAAAUGCUUUUUCCAUUUUCAACUGACCAUGAGAAAGAUAAGGUUUUUCAUGAAAUUAAAAAAGGCAAUUUUCCAAAAAAACUUAUCGAGGAUUUUCCAAAAGAGGCUUCUCUAAUUAAGAAACUGCUUUCCAAAGAGCGAAAUCAAAGACCAUCAGCAGCUAUUAUUUUGAAAAUCCUAAAAAAACCACCUCAUGGACUACAUACUUAUUAGCAAAUUUGUCAAAGCGCAGGUUUUUGGUUCAUGUUUCUUUUGCUUUUCCUGAUGCCUGAAAUCAAUGUGAAUACAAAUACUGCGAGACCCAUUUAGAUGUGAAGGAUUAGGUUUGCUCCUUAUGCCUUGCUAUAUUUGGGCUCUCCCGAGAAGUCAAAGAAUGCAAAGAACUUCAGUGAAAUGGAAAGAUCUAAUGGAAAUGGAAAGAGUGCCUUUUGUGAACUUUGCGAGAUCUCAUCCUGUGUCCCAACACAUAAUGGCAAUCUGAUGUAUCUGGAUUUUUUUUUUACAAAGAGUUUUAAUGUGCCAUUCCAAUACUUUCAAUAUACUGUUAAGUUUAAUAUUGCCUAGGGAACUUAAUACUCUUCUUCUAACUCAUGUAAUCAAGUGUUAGUUGCUAUCUUUUGCUAUGCGAUUAAUCUACAGUUUUGACAGAGUAUUUACUUCCUUUCAGAUUUUUUUUGAAUCUUUGUAAAUGAAUGCUAUUGAAGCUUCAAAUAGAUACUACAGUACUGAUUUAUAAAAAGGUUAUAGAUGAUGUGGUUUGGUUUCUUUUGCAGAACUGUAGAUGUACAUCCAUAAAUCAACCUUUUAAUGUGCAAUGCAUAUUUGGGCAACUGUUUUGGAAGCACAAGAAUGCAUUUAAUUACACUUAGCUUUCAUUUACCUUAAAAUCAAGAACACCAGCAUUACAAGAGUAAUGCAUGUAACAGUGCUUAUAAUUGUUGUUUCUAAAACAGAUUUAUAGAAUACAAUCUAAUAUGCUAUCUUCCAUUUGUGUUUUGAUAGUUUAAGAGCUGCGGUGGUGCAGUGGUUAGAAUGCAAUAUUGCAGACUACUUCUGCUGACUGCCAGUUGCCAGCAGUUUGAU
This is a messenger RNA of Thamnophis sirtalis, 1943 nucleotides long. The record is from RefSeq and is a predicted model, not a curated record. NCBI's taxonomy places the organism in Eukaryota, Metazoa, Chordata, Lepidosauria, Squamata, Natricidae.